CCUACGUCUCUCGUUUGGCCUUUCAAGAUGAGUCGCCUAGUAUGGCAUUGCCUGGCCAUCACCGCGCUCAUCCAACAGGCAACUCCUUUCCCGCCGUUUCCGAGCCUGGGGUCAAUGCUGGUCCCCAGAGACGGAAAUCAGUUUGAUGACGUUGACUCGUGGGACGCCAGUGACCUUUCAUACAUCACGAAACUUGCUGCCAUCGGAGAUUCGUAUUCGGCGGGAAUUGGCGCUGGAAUUCGGCUUGGAGACGCAGGUCAAGGAUUCGAUCCACAGAGCGACUGGAGCUGUGGUCGACACGACAAUGCCUAUCCUAGUCUAGUCAACCAGGACGGCAGGCUUGGCGACAAGUCUAAGAGAAGAUUCCAGUUCCAAUCAUGUUCUGGGGCCACCCUAGAAGAUGUCACGAAGCGGCAGCUUCCUCAAAUCGACAAGGGUCAACAGGUCAUCUUGGUCUCUGCUGGUGCCAACGAUGCCGAAUUUGUCAACAUUUUGAAUCAUUGCAUCUAUCAGUGGGCAUCUUUCGACUCAUCGGAAAAGGCAUUUGAUAAACUGGGAAAUUCCAUUCCUGGGCUCCUGAAGGACUAUCCACAUCUGGCCGAGUUCCAAAUUGAGGAGUUGACGCGAACCUGUGACGAACAGUUAGAGAUUUCCCGGGAGAUUGUCGAGAGUGACGACUUUGGCCACAAGGUUGAUGAUGUCUUGACUGAAGCUAAGCGCAAGCUGGCACGCGAUGGUACGAUCUAUUAUACUGGAUACGCCAAGUUUUUCUCGACAACCAUGACCGAGUCGUGCAACAGGGUGUCCUGGUCGACGUGGACAGAGGAAUCACACGACUAUGCAAGAAACACGGAGCAUCUCACAGUUGACCUGCGGAAGAAGAUUAAUGACCUCGUAGAUCUGAUCAACGAGAAGCUGGCAUCAGCCGUGGAGAGAGCUGGUUCAAGUGUCCAGUUCGUUGAUUAUGACUCGAUAGUAGGAGACCUUGGGGGACGAUACUGUGAAGACGGGGUUGAUGAGAGGACGUCAAAGAAAAGCACCAGGUUUGGCCUUAUGUUUUACGAGCUCAACACCGUGGACCAGGCGGAUAAGACCCCUUUUGACCGAUCCGAGGACCGCCCUGGAAACAAGACAUUUUCUGGCUCCCAGAAUGUCUUUGCUCAUAUUGCCCUUGCUAUGGGCCCGGAGGCCAAGUUCACCUUUGACCAGAACGCGAAUGGCACUGCGUUGAGUGACUUUAACAUACCGACAGGAGAUGAUGAUUCAAAAUCAUCUGAUGGGGGAUGGCGGAUUCCUAACGUCCUGCCUGACGGAUAUGCUCGAGCUUUCCAUCCUCAGGUUCUCCUCCACCAGGUCAUUGCGAAUCGCAUUAUCUUCGACAUGAUGAGCCAAAACAACAAGGUCAAUGGCUACGGCGAACUCCCGCUGGUCACUGAGAUGGGUUCAUGCCGUGCUGAUUCCGGACCUACAACAUACCUGACACAUCAGGGAGCCAAGACGGGCGAGUUGAUACAAAAUGGCGUCAAACUCAGAAUUCUUCCUGUCGGUGACUCGAUCACGUAUGGUCGCCAUGAGGCGGGUGAUGGCGGUGAUGGCAAUGGUUACCGAGGAAGGCUAAAGGAGCACCUUACACAAAACACCGUUGUCUUUGCCGGUGCAAGAGCAGCCGGAACUAUGGAAAACGGAAACUUUGCUGCUUGGCCGGGAAAGACGAUCCAGUUCAUGGCGGAUCACGUCGAUCCCUCUCUGUUACAUCGUCCUAACCUCAUCCUUCUCCACGCGGGAACAAACGAUCUGGAAGACAGAGCCCGGUACUCAACAGAAGGAAACGACCCUCAAGGGAUGGCAGAUCGCCUAGGUGCUUUGAUCGACCAGAUGUUUCUGGCGUGCCCCGAUGCCGUGAUGCUCGUGGCCAUGAUUCUACCGACCUGCGACCCUCACAAGUCAGUCAAUCACAAGGCAUUCAUCAGCAUGAUUCCCAGCCUCGUCAAAGAACGUAGACUGCAAGGUAGACGUAUCCUUGCCGUCGACUUUACCGAUUUCCCGCUGGAUCAACUAUACGACUGCAUUCAUCCAAAACCCGACGGCUAUCACAAGAUGGGUGAUUGGUGGUACGACUACCUUACUCAAAUCCCCCCGUCGUGGGUUACGGAACCCAUUGGAGAUGAUCCGGUUUUACCCAGUGGUGACGGCCACAGAUACGGAGGAGUUAAAAAGCCCGCUCCUGCGCCUGAGCCCAGCAAGCCAGCUGCUGUCCCCUGA
Fusarium keratoplasticum is the source of this 2262-nucleotide messenger RNA. RefSeq names its product SGNH-hydro domain-containing protein. The transcript is spliced from 11 exons. The record is from RefSeq and is a predicted model, not a curated record. Bases 28 to 2262 code for a protein of 744 amino acids. NCBI's taxonomy places the organism in Eukaryota, Fungi, Ascomycota, Sordariomycetes, Hypocreales, Nectriaceae. Gene Ontology annotation, molecular function: phosphatidylcholine lysophospholipase A1 activity.